AUGGGGCGCACUGGCACUCGGCGGCGAUACCACGAUGAUGGGAUCUCGGACGAAGAGAUCGAUGGACGCAGGAUGUUUGAUCUGGAAGAAAAAGUCCACAGUCAAAGGUUCAACUCCAGUCGUGUGGUUCGGAUGAAAGGGAAAGAUUUUACUUAUGAGUACGUCCAGAGACACGGCCUGCGAGACCCCAUCAUCUUUGAGAGGCCUGAUGGACUGGGAAUCAAGAUGCCAGAGCCUGAUUUCAAUGUCAACGAUGUCAAGUUGUUUGUUGGCAGCAGGCGCAUGAUCGACGUGAUGGAUGUGAGCACUCAGAAAGGCACAGAGAUGUCCAUGGCUCAGUGGACGCGUUACUACGAAACUCCUCCGUCUCAGAGAGAAAAGCUCUACAACGUCAUCAGCCUGGAGUUCAGCCACACCAAACUGGAGAACCUCGUGAAGAGACCCACCACCGUAGAUCAGAUUGACUGGGUCGACACCAUGUGGCCGCGUCAUUUGAAAGAAAGACAACGAGAUUCAACAAACUCCAUCAACGACAUGCAGUAUCCCAAAGUACAGAAAUAUUGUUUGAUGAGCGUUGAAGGCUGCUACACAGAUUUUCACAUCGACUUUGGAGGAACCUCGGUCUGGUACCACAUCCUCAGAGGAAGCAAGGUGUUUUGGCUGAUUCCGCCGACGCCGCCGAACCUGGAGCUGUACGAGAACUGGGUGCUCUCCGGGAAACAGGGCGACGUGUUUUUGGGCGACCGAGCCACCGACUGUCAGCGCAUCGAGCUCAAGCAGGGCUUCACUUUCUUCAUCCCAUCAGGCUGGAUCCAUGCAGUGUACACUCCCGUGGACUCGAUGGUUUUUGGGGGAAACUUUCUCCACAGCUUUAACAUCCCGACACAGCUCAACAUCUGCAACAUCGAGGACCGCACACGGGUGCCGGUGAAGUUCCGAUUCCCGUUUUACUACGAGAUGUGUUGGUACGUCAUGGAGAGAUACGUCUUCAGCUUGACCAAGACUUCGUACCUCACGCCGGAGUUUCAGCGGCACUCGUUAGGCAUCGGUCUGAAAAAACCUGCUGAUGCCGUAGACAUCCCUGAAGCGUCGGAGUCGAGUGAGGAGGAGGUGAGCUCAGACAAGCUUUACCUGACGCCGCUGGAGAUGGAGGGACUGUGGAACCUGCUCGGGAAACUGGAGUCUCUGCCCACGAACAAGAAGUGUGUGCCCUCAGGGAUCCACAACGCCCCGGCCCUCAUCACGCACCUCAAGGCUCUACUCAAAGAACACGCCAACGACGCUCCCAAACUCUCCUACAAUGGGAAACCUAUUGUCAAGUGGUCGAAGAGGCCCUCGUGGUACCAGCCUCCCCCUCCUCCCCCACCUCCCCCUCGACCCAAACUGGCCACGACCCCCAUCAUCCCUCGGCCCCCGAAACCGGCUUCGUCCAUGUCCGUGCUCAGACGCCGCAGAGUCCGGUGUAAGCGCUGUGAGGCCUGUGUGAGGACGGAGUGUGGAGAAUGUAACUUCUGCAGAGACAUGAAGAAGUUCGGAGGUCCAGGGAAACUAAAGCAGACCUGCGUGCUGCGCCAGUGCCUCUCCCCCGGUCUUCCUCUGUCUGCCGUGUGUGACGUGUGCAAAGACUCCAACCAGGAAGAUGAAGGACUCUCGCUGAUGGAGUGCUCCAACUGUGGCCAAAUCGUGCACCCGUCCUGUCUCCGGGUAUCUGGGGAGGGAGUGAUCAACAACGACUUGCCGAGCUGCUGGGAGUGUCCCAAAUGUGUCCAAGGCCUCACUGACGACUUGAAAGACAAAGGAGACUGCCUCCCUUCGAAGCGUAAAUCGUCCUCCCUCCUUGACGCUCGAAUGGCAAAGAUUUACCGGCAGCACAGACACAGCCGAGACGGAGAGGAUUCCGGCAGCGACGAUGAUGAUGACGAAGGUUCUCGUGGUCGGAGGCUGCUCCAUGGCCGCAGCAGCGCGGCGCGCAGAGGCCCCGGCUCAGGCCGCAGGGGGCUGCAGCGCGGGGGCCACAGGGGGAGCCGUGGAGCUGUGCCGGCACGCAGAGGUCUGAGGGAGGGAGGGAAGAGAGGGCGAGGGGUGAGGCUGAGGGGCGGGAGCAGAGUGCAGCGCAGAGGAGACGACUCUGAGGAGAGCGAGGACGACGACGACGAUGAGGACGACGAAGACGAUGAAGACGACGAGGACGAAGAGGAGGAGGAGAGCGAAGACGGAGAGAAGCCACGAGCACGACACAAACGCAGGAGGCGCCGCACGGACGACGACGAGGACGACGACAGCGAUGGGGCCGACCUGGACCCGGAGGACGAGGACUUGGACUCUCUGGAGGAGGAGGGGGAGGGCCAGUGGGACUUGGACCCGGAGCCUCCGGUUCUACUCAUGUCCGACUUCAGCGACGAGAUCCUGGGCGGAGCCUGUCUCAGCGUGACCGUCCAGACGCCGCACAGAGGGCCGAAGCAGAGCGGUUCAAUGGUCCCGAAGUUGGAGGCUCGAGCAGGUGGACACAGAAAACCCCCCAAAUCAUUGAAAAAGUCCGACACCACAGACACCCCCAAAGGACCAGGAAGGCCUCGUGUCGGAGGAAAGCGUGACCCCAAAGGCCACUCCUCGUCCGAUGAUGACCCCGCCACCGCCGCCGCCGCUCUGUCCAUGUCGCCGCCUUCUCUCCUCUCACUGCCUUCCUUUAAGGACGUCGGGAACGAGAAGGGAGGAGACAAGGAGCUGUGGGUCUCUGUGUUCAAGUAUCUGAGCCGAGCCGAACUCCUGAGCUGCAUGCUGGUCUGCAAGGCCUGGUACAAGUGGAGUUGCGACAAGCGUCUCUGGACACACAUGGACAUCAGCCGCUGCUCCCCGCUCAGUAACCAGGCUUUAGCCGGGAUUGUGAAGAGACAGCCCUGUGCCCUGGACCUGUCCUGGACUCCUGUGGCCAAGAGACAGCUCACCUGCCUCCUCACCAGACUCCCAGGUCUGCGUGAGCUCCGUGUGGCCGGUCUGCCGUGGUCGUGCCUCUCCGCUCUCGUCUGCCCCACGCUGCCCUGUCUGCGGCUGCUGGACCUGCGCUGGUGCGAGGGCAUCAAAGACGCUCAGCUCAAAGAGAUCAUCCUUCCUCCAGACCUGGAGUCGUCACGCAGCAGACUGAGGAACAUGGUGGAGCUCCGGGUCUCGGGUCUGGAGGUGUCGGACUCAGUGCUGAGGCAGAUCCAGCGCCACAUGCCGCAGCUGCAGACUCUGGACCUGGCUCACUGCAAAGACGUCAGCGACUCGUCCAUCGCCAUGCUGACGGCGUCCGGGACACACACGCGCCACAACCUCAGCGAGCUCACACUCUCAGGCUGUGAUAAGUUGACGGACGGCUGCCUCUCGUACCUGAAGCGUCUGUCGUCUCUGUCGCUGCUGGACCUCAGAGGCUGCUCCCACAUCAGCAGAAGAGCCUGCGACGUCUUCAUCUCAGACCUGUCCCACACGGCUCUGUUCUGUAUGAUGGAGGAGAAGCUCAUACAGCGGCUGGACUGA
Molecule: messenger RNA, 3516 nt
Organism: Knipowitschia caucasica
Lineage: Eukaryota; Metazoa; Chordata; Actinopteri; Gobiiformes; Gobiidae
Source: the annotation of a GenBank genome assembly